CACACGUGUCCAUAAACCCUAAUUUUCCAGUUUUAUGAAAUUAAGAACGAAAUUGAAGUGAAAGUGAAAUCGUGCAAUUCAUCUUCCUCUUCUCUUAUAAACCCUAAUUUCGAAUUCUCAGAAUCGAACUUGGCUUCAGAGAAGAAUGGAGACUAAAGAAGUAACAAGAAUUGUGACUGAUGAAGAAAAGCAAUUCGCCAAGAAUUUCAACAUAUUUGAUCUCCCUGACGUCCCUACCGGACUUCCUCCGCAUCUUGAGCUCCAGCGAACUCGCGCUGUCUGUAAGAAUGAUGCUCCUAUUCAUCCUACGAGUGUCCUUUACUCGGGUGCCUAUGCCUCUAUGGGAGUGGACAACAGUGUAAGACUAGAAAACUUUUCUGAGGAUUUCAAAGUUGAUGUGAUUAGUCUCACAGAGACAUAUAUGGUUUUCGAUAUGAUUGGUGUCCCUGCAGGAAUCGCUAAUGCUUUCCGAAGAAUCCUCCUAGCUGAGCUUCCUUCAAUGGCUAUUGAAAAAGUGUUUGUAGCAAACAACACGUCGGUUAUUCAAGACGAAGUUCUUGCUCACAGGUUGGGUCUUAUUCCAAUUGCCGCUGAUCCAAGGCUCUUUGAAUAUUUAUCCGAAAACGAUCAGCCAAAUGAAAAGAACACCAUUGUUUUCAAACUCCAUGUAAAAUGUCCAAAAGGUGACCCGCGUCGUAAAGUCUUAACAAGCGAAUUGAAAUGGUUACCAAAUGGAAGUGAGCUUGUCAAAGAAUCUGGAGGUUUAACCACAAAGCCAAAAACUUACACUUCAUUCAGCCAUAGCCAAGAUUCCUUCCCUGGAUUUGCAAAAAAUCCUAUCACGCCAAGCUUUCAAGAUAUCUUGAUAGCAAAACUCGGCCCUGGUCAGGAAAUCGAGCUUGAAGCUCAUGCGGUUAAGGGCAUUGGUAAAACACAUGCAAAGUGGUCCCCAGUUGCAACGGCUUGGUACCGAAUGCUUCCUGAGGUGAUUCUACUAAAGGAAUUCGAGGGUAAACAUGCCGAAGAACUCGUAAAAGUAUGCCCCAAGAAAGUUUUUGACAUUGAAGACAUGGGCCAAGGUAGGAAGAGGGCAACAGUAGCUCGGCCGCGUGAUUGUUCGUUGUGUAGAGAAUGCAUAAGAGAAGGAGUGGAAUGGGCGAAACAAGUGGAUCUGCGCCGUGUCAAGAACCAUUUUAUAUUUACGAUCGAGUCCACCGGAUCACAGCCUCCGGACGUUCUUUUCAACGAAGCAGUGAAGAUAUUGGAAGAUAAAUGUGAAAGAGUAAUCUCUGAACUCUCCUGAAAAGAGAUUUAAUUGGUUUAGCUCUACCUGCUUGGUUCCGGUUUAGUUCAGUUUUUGGGUUUUGUAUCGAAGUCAAUAAUACAAAGAACAUUGAAAUUUAUACUUAGUUUUCGGCUCGGUUCAAAUUAGAAUUUAUGUGAACAUUGGGGGCAAAUAUCUCAUGUGAACGUUGAAGAGUAUAUGGAUGAACGUACAUACACAUUCAUUCUUAA
This is a messenger RNA of Arabidopsis lyrata subsp. lyrata, 1515 nucleotides long. Its product is annotated as DNA-directed RNA polymerases I and III subunit rpac1. The coding region runs from base 146 to 1303 and encodes 385 amino acids. The transcript is spliced from 9 exons. NCBI's taxonomy places the organism in Eukaryota, Viridiplantae, Streptophyta, Magnoliopsida, Brassicales, Brassicaceae. The record is from RefSeq and is a predicted model, not a curated record. Gene Ontology annotation, cellular component: RNA polymerase I complex; RNA polymerase III complex. Gene Ontology annotation, biological process: DNA-templated transcription. Gene Ontology annotation, molecular function: protein dimerization activity; DNA binding.